UCUGGGAAGGGUAUAAUUGGACAACAAUUUCUGGGUAGCUAGCUUGGUUAGCUUUUGUCAGAGCUUUGAUUGAAAUUUCUUGUGAUAAUUACGUUAUAAAUACUACAUUUCAUAUUAAAACUAUUUGACAAAAUGGAUAUUUUAAGAGACGAAGGAGUGCAUGAGUUGAAAUACAAACCCGGUGGUCGUUUGGACAUGAACCAUGGCUUCCUUCACCAUAUCCGCAGGAACCAAAUUGCUAGAGAUGACUAUGAUAAAGAAGUAAAACAGGCUAAAGAGCUUCAGCGGCGGAGGCACACAACAACCCCAAGAAGACCUCGUCGACCCGACAUCCAGGUGUACCAUCCGAGACAAAGGCGUGGCUCAGAACCAGAAACCGGUGCUGACCCCGAAGAGUGGAACGAGAGUGGGUCAAGCACAGAGACUGAAAUCCACAGGACAGAACUCUUCUGGCUCGACUAUCAGGAGGACUCUGGAGUCGUCACUUCUUUCUUGGUGCACAAGGAGGAUAAGCCUGAGAAGGUGGUGGAGCGUGUUUCAGAGAAGAACGUCUUGGACGCCGCAAUGAGAGCAGCUCUGGAGGUUCGAAUUCGAAAGGAAAUAGAUAAAAGACGAGACAACCGGUGAUGGGGAUCCACAAGUAGCAGAUUUCAAAAACAAAGCUGUUACAGUCACAGUUUUGUGCUCCUGCUUUUGUGUGGUUUGAGCACAAAGAGGAUCCCGCUGUCAUUUGCAGUGACACUUGGCAGAGGUGACCUGAAGACAGGCCAUGUGUUGGUUAAGAAGGAGAAGGAAAAGCACUUAUGACUCCAUUAGGUUUACAUGAUUAUCAAAUGAACAUGUUCUUGGUUUUAUUUGUUUACAAGCAUCUACUUUUUUUGUUUUGUACCAGUAAGAAAAAAAGAAAGAAAAGAUAGUUGUCAUGGAGCAUCGGUGUACAAGCGACGUCUUGGUUCUGUGCUGUGAAAAUGAGAAGUUUGUCUUGUUUAGUGGCGGCCACAGCUUUGUGUUUAGGUGGCAACUCUGUUUUGUAGUUUCCAGUUGUGUUAUUUAUUAUGAGUUGUGAAAAUACCAUUAUUUUUGAUACUAUGACACAUUUUGACAGCUGAAUUUUGUUUUUUUUAAAUAAAAGAUUACAUUUGCUUAAAAGCCAUAUAUAGUUUUCCAGUAGAGUCAGGAUAAUGUCCCCCGUUAUUGACUCGCCCGCCCUUAGCUGUGACUCUGCAUUCAUUUUGUCGAGGUGACAUUUUUGCAGGUUUCCUUCUGAGAAACAUAAGCUCUGACUAAAGAAAUGUUCUGAGUUAAACGACUUACAUGAAAUCCUCAGCAGGUGGCAGCAACUGUCAGUUUUAAUACUAUCCUGCUUCUUCUAUAUUGUCUCAAACUAUUUCUAUAAUUGCUAGUCUAAUUUUUGAUCUCUAGGUCUUGGUUGAAGAAUACAUUUCUUUUCACUAGAAAUUGUAAAUAAAAUGUAGAGUAAAGGUGAUGGCUUUUAGAUUGUUUCAAUCUAAAAAUCCACCUUUACUCCAACACCUCUGAAUAAAUCUUUUAACAAAUUUUGGAGACUCCUGAUUAGUAACUCUUGUGUGUUAUGAUCUCAGUAUGAACCCAGAUGUUCUAUGAGGGAACAUUAGCAAACAAACAGAAAGAUGAAGGACAAAGAUUUGUCAUAUUUUAUGAUUUUUUUAAUCCUGGUCCUAAGGAAGGAUCUGCAUCAACACCAAUCGUUCAAACAGAGCAACAACGGAAUAAUUCAGCAAGGCAUGUGAAUGGCCCAGUCAAAGUCCAAACCUAAGUUCAAUUUAGAGCCUGUGAUAUUAAAAAUUACUUUUCUUCAGUCAUUUGAAAUGUUUUAUAAAGAAAAACGGGCAAACAUUUCUGUCUAUUCAGCUUAAUACAUAUUGCAAACAUUUCAGCGGUGAAAGGUGGAUCUACAAUGUAUUGACAGAGGAGUUAAAUCUUAUUGCACACUACAGAUCUUUACUUGCAACAAAAAAAAAAUAAAACAUCAAACCAUCCAUUUAUUGUUCUUUGCUAAGCAAUAUGCACAAAUUAUGAAACAUUCUACUGUGACAAUUCAGAGUAAUCAAGUUCAGGUCAAAGUUCAAAAAGUUAUUAAUAGGUUUCCUUGUAUUUUACCGUCCACAUGGACAUUUUAACCAGAUCUAUGUGUGAACUUUAUCCCUAGAUGAACAGAAACAGUGGGGUGAUAAUGUUUUCACUCCGUUUGGACCUUUUACACAGAGUGAUUAAUGUUUGUUUCCGAUUUUGAUCUGUGCCAGAUCCAACAAGCUGAAACCAGUCAGGUACAUCAUAUAAGACUUGUCUCCAAUCAGUUACUCACGUAGUUUCUCUUUAAACACGUGUUGUUAAGCAGAACAGUAAGUCACCUGCCGAAAACGUGUAACCAGCAUAACUGUUUUUAAAUUAGAAGAGCAAAUGUGAAGAGGGGACAGAAUCUAAUUAAGUGGUCAGUCUCACCAAUGAACAUCCUCCUUCUGUGUUGCUAUGCCUUUUUCUAUCACCAUGACAAUAAGACAUAUCUGACUGUCUUAUUGUCAGAUAUGUAAAUGUCUGGUGACCAUAAUGACAGUAAGUAAAGCACAACACCAUUGAAGACACUUUUUGUUCCCUUUUACUCAUUCUCCACUUAGGCAAUGUGAUGCACAGCAUGAUGCACAGAUCUAUGUUCUUUUAUUUGUUUGUUGAAACACAAAACUAAUAAAACUGUGUUUACAAAAAAAAAAAAGAACAGCAAAUGGAAAACAGCUUAAAUAAGUGAACGUAGAGAGUUCCACUACACUGGAACACUGGAAAAACACAAAGCUGAUUUUACUUUCUGGCAGCGUUGAUUCAGACUGUGGAGGAAGAUUAACUCAUUGUUUCAUUAAUACCUGAAAAUAUGCAAACUUCAUCCUAUUGCCCUGUGGUCUGUCAGGAUAUGUUAUGUAAAGCCUUCCCAUAGCAAGAGAAGUGGGGUCUGCGAAGCCAUUGGUGCAUCAGCCACACUCCCCCGUUGGACCGUUGACGCCCUUCUCCGGUUCACUUUUCAUUCCUCCUUCUGCACGUGACUGAACUUAGACUGUGACUGAACUUAGGCUCAGUCACAUGUUCUCUGCUCUCACCUAAUCAUUCGCAGUUUUGCAGCUUCUCACUUGGUUGAAAAUAACCCAAUCACACAUCACCAAUUCUCAUUGACUGCCAGUUUAACAUCGUACAAGAAAGGCGAUUCACAACCGACAUCAAAGCACUUGUCUUGUUACGCAAAAUGGAGCUUCACGAAACAAUGUGUCAAAGUGUUUGUUAAAACGUGAAACAUGCCCCUCUAGCAAAUCACUGUACAUUUUGCUCUCUUCCUGGUGUAACCUUUUUGGUGGUUAAUUUGUUGCGUUAUCUUAAUAAAAUGAAUUUCGAUGCAAAGGUAAACGUUUUAAGUAAUCGUACUUUAUAAGUAAAACUUCUUUGUAGAUUUGUUACACAUUUAGUGCUUGCUUUGGUCAAAUUUGAUGAUCAAGGCUUCCACUCAAUAAAAACCAAUUUUCUUUUUCAAAUAAUUAGGAAAUUACUUAAAAGAGGGGAUUUUUAGUAAAGAACUGCACUCAAUAAAUGGUUAUGGCUCCUUUUGCUUUAAUUAUUGCAUCAAUAUGUCACAGUAUGAAGAUGAUCAGCUGCAGUGUUUAAGAAGUCUUGGUUUAUUCAACAGCAACAUAUUUGGGUCAUCCUCGACUUGACCUUUACUUCAAAAUCUUCAAAGCUGUGAUUACACAUGUUUUUUGUGCGCCUUUUUUUCAGCCACACUUUUUCCUUCCACUCAACCUUCACUUAGAAUUUGGAAUAGUAAAGUCCUUGAAAGGAUGGUUGCAAACUCAAGAGCAAACCAAGUGCUUCAACAGUGUAAACAAUCAUUUGAAUCAGAUCAAAUCUGCUAUCUUUAGCACCUGACAGAUGUGAAUGUAUGAUGUACACUAGGAAAUAAUAGGGUCAACAGAUUUUGCUCCCUUUCAAAUGACCACAUCUCAAUUUUAAAACUGCUGCUUUAACAAACUAGCCAAAACUUGAAGUCAUGUGAUUUUUUUUUCUCUCUGUGCCAAACAUUAGAGGAGUAAACUACGAGUUUGCUUUUAGUUUCCUGCCCCAAAAAAUACAAUAGAGUAGCAGCAAGCUCCGGUGGUAUUGCAUCAGCUGUCACCUAAUCUGUGUAAUAAAUCCCACUGACCUCAGCUUAACAGGCAACCUUCUGCCCUCCACAUUCAAUCUGCUGCAUUGCGUGUGGGGAAUAGCACACAUAUCAGGAGAUGUUAUCUCUCGAGUCCGCAGUAGUUUUUAACCUCAGUGUCAUUUUAUCUGGCUUUCACAACGGGUUGUUUGGUCUUGGCGUGUGAGGAUACUGCAAGUGGUGCCCACUUUGUUGUGGGAAAGUUCUCAGUGUUUUCUCUUGAGGUUACAGAGCAGAUCAUAGUAUGUUCCCUUCUCCUUAAUAAAUUAGAAUAUUACUCAAAAAUCAAUUUAUUUCAAGAACUUUAUCACUAAUGGAGACACGUAACAUAGAUGAAUUACACACAGAUAGCUGUCUGAAAGCCUUCAUGUGUAUUAAAGAUCAACCGGAGUGAGAGUAAAAGAGCCGGAUCUUUAUCAGUGCUCCCCUUGUUAAGGCUUUACCACAAAGCUCAUGAUAAACUAUCACACCCAGAGUGUUUCAGCUGGGAGCGUGUAUCAGUGGAGCUCUUGUAGUGGUGAGGAAUGUUGUCCAUUUUGGUUCUGUAAGGGCGACACGCCAGCCAAGCCAUCAGUAUCAGUUAAAUAUAGACAUCAGACUGAGCCGGUGGGAAUGAAAAUGCACCCCUGCUGUAACUGUCCUUCAUGGUGCAACAGGAGCACGUCUACCAAACCGCUUCGUGUACCGUACAUGUGGCAGUGUGGCGUACUUUGCUGGAGUUUUUGUAUCCGUUAAAGUUUUGUCAUGUUAAAACCACAAACUUUAACGCCUGGCUUUUAUUUGCAGUACAAAGUACUAAAUGUCUUUUCAAAAUAUUUUACAAUCGUGGAAAAUUGUCCAUGCAUUUUUAUUCACCUCCCUUUUACUGUGAUAAGCACGUGCAAAAAUGCCUCUGCAUGUCCAAAGCUUGUAAAGACAAAAUACUUGCAGUCCUAACAAUUCUUUAUGUACUUUAUUAUGUGAUUUUUUUUUGUUGAUCUAUCACAUAAAAUACCCCAAAAUAUACAUAAAAGUUUGUGGUUGAAACAAAACUUUUAUGUUGUAACUCUUGACAACCUCCAAGAGUUACCUAAUCGUUUCCUCUACAAGUCAAUGCCAAGAACUGACUUGAAGAAGUUCUGCAAGUGUUUAAAAUAUCAAUUCAAAACAAGUAUUUUCUCUACUGGUUGUGUGGAGAAACUUCAUUUUAAGAUAUUUUCCCAAAGCUCACUUUUCCCCUGACGUGUUUGCCACAACGGUUAUCUUUGUUCGUGCCCUGGGCGAUCAGUGGUUACUGGGACCAGCUCAAACUUGUUUCAGAGCACAGUUGUCAAUAACAGAGACUCUUCUACUCACUUCAUUUAAACAUGUCAUGACAGAUUUUCAUGCCAGUUGUCUUGAUAACAACUUUUACUGUUACAUAGGUACUCAUUUCCUGAGAAAGUCAGGACAAAAAUAUAACUCCAGUGAAGCAAUCCACCAGAAAUGACAAAAAUUGACUAAAUAGAAAACACAGGUUUAGAAGAAAUUCUUUAAAAAAUAAAUAAAUAAAAGUACUGCACUGUUGUGUUAAUAUUAUGUAGCUCCAGUUUGCGCUGCGGUUUUUUUCUUUAAAUUGCCCAACUCAGUUGAACAGUUACAUUAUUUUGCUGCUUGAAUUUCCCCGCUGGGACAGCAAAUGAUAUGUCUGCCCUUUUAAUACAUUUGGAAAACCUGCUACUGACCACUGCUAGCUUAUCUUGUUUUAUGAGUUUGGAUCUUGGCUGGUGUUUAAAUUUUAAGAAAAAUUUACAGUUUGCAAUGGAGCCAAAGUUAAACUCAUGAGUUUUUCUUAGUGAUGUACUGAAUUAUAGAUCAGACACUUGUGCCAAACAUUUUCUAAGAACAGUUGAGUUUUUGAGAAGAUAAUUUUCAAUGGUAUUCAGGCUGUAUUGAUCUCAAAUAUAUUGAUCUGCACCGAUAAUGUGAUCUUAUGAUCACUGGAAAAAUCUUUACUCAUCAUCAAUGAGCAUGUCAGAUGUUCGUCAAAUCUGCAAGUUUUGACAACCACAUCAUGCAGAUAAAUAUAGUGUAGUGAUCCUCUUCAUGUCUACAAACGCAUAGGUUAAAGCAUUAUUGUUUUAUUUGUACAGUCAACUUCCUGUACAGUUGCUUCCAUGGAAAAUGUUUUGGAUCAAUUUUAUUCAGUUCAUAAAAUUUUUUUUGUAUUCAAAGGUAACCAACUUUUAAGUAGCUGUGAAAAUAACUGAAUGUGGUAAAUGUUUAUACAUGUUUUUUGUACGAAAUGUAGGUGUAUGACUUAAUUGCAGGUACAGAAUGUAAUCAAAUGGUUAACAGGUAAAGUGCAAUGGACUCAGCAGGAUACCUUUCAGCAUUUAAUCACUCAUGCCACUGAUGUGUCAAUACAUCUUGAGCUAAAAGGUUUAUUUGCAUCUAGCGUUGAGAUGCUCAGCAGCAACAUCUUAAAGCAAGUUAUUCAUAUCCCUGGCAGUUUUAAUUAAAAUAACUCAACCAAAAGGUCAGCUUCUUAUAUUAAAUGAGAAAAGCAUAACUUAAAAAGUAUAAAGCGCUUUAUUUCAAGUUACAAUAUUUUAUAAAAUUCUUGAUGAAAACUCUGUAAAAUGACAGAAAUCCAAACCGUCUUUUUUUUUUUUUUUUGCAGGUUUCCACUGGUAUUUUUGCUCUUAUCUUUAUUGAUAAACUCCAACUCCAGAGGAUGGAGGAGCUCUUUACCAUAGCCCUAAUGCUUUACUCCAUCCAUGGGUCCCAUUCAAAUCAGGACACCGACUUGAAUAGGCGUCACUCCUACUGGUGAAGUUACUCUAAAUUGUUAACUUCACUUACAGUAAUUAAAGAAAAACCAGUUCAUCAGAUGUAAACAUCACUGAUGUUUACACUGAUGUAACAGGGGUGUGGAUAAUUAGGGUGGGGUUACAGUACAUUUUGAUGUCUGAAAUUUUCUGGAGACUAAUUAGGGAUGGUCUCAUUUCAUUUAGCUGAAGACUGAUCCUGAGAUUGGUUUAUGGUUUAAUGCAACAGCAAUUACUUGAUGUUACAUCAUCAACUGCUACAAAUUGCUUUAGUGGCUCAUGUAUCCUGUCACACAGCCAUUUAAAACAUCUCAUCCUUUUAAAAUAACUUUCAGAUAGUCCUUACUUCAUGUGGGGAAAUAAGCUAUAUUAUAAUGCCAUGAGGACCAUGAACAUAAUGCAAUCAUUUAUUGCUGAAACAAUUUUUUGUUUCCUGUAUAACUUUUGUACUCAAUUCAUCUCAUUUUAUUGUAAUAAACACUUGCUUGCAACAAGCUUAAACCCAGUUCUUAUGCAUUUCAAAACUGAAACCAGUAUUUAAUCAGAAAUGUUUAAAAAAAAUGUCCACACUUCUCUUAAAACACAAAAUAACAGACACGAGUUUUUAAGAUGGAUAGCUUUUUUUAUUACAGAGCAUCAGGGAACUACCCAAUUUGGACAUGGAGCACAUUACAGUACGAGCUACUUGUUUCUCUGGAAGUUGGAUGCAUGUUGGUGUGAAGGGAAAAAGCAAAUUAGAGUGGGUGGAGGAAAAAGAAAAAGAAAGGCACUCUUACACUUACUGUAUCCAUUGGGAUGACCACCAAGUGGCAAAAGGGAACAAAACCAAAACCUUUAGUCUAUCCAGAUCAUGUGAUGGCCAUGUAAACAAGGCUGAUUUCUCUGUACCACACCAGCCAAAUGAGGCCACCACAUUAAUGAGGAUAGGCAAGAGCCAAAGAAUCGCACCUGGUAGUUUAACGGGAUUUCUAAACUAACCCACCUAAAAAAAUAAGUUCUGUAAUCCAGAAAUAAAAAUAAGCUGUAAGUCAUUUACAGUUGCCAGUGACGCAUCGAGGCAGACCAAAGCUUUUCUGUACAACACUCUGGGACCUCAAGCCAAACACUGAAAUGAUCAAGUCAAAAAUAAUUCACAAGUCAGUAAUUCCAAGUCUGUUUAAAGCUGCCUUCUGAAACAUCAGCUUCUCUGUAUCCACGCUGAGUUUCAGAGAACAAAUAAAUAGUGUUGAGGUUUGUAUUUCCUGGUCAAUAAGACUGCAGCAAAAACCACGCCCCGUUGAGCUAAAGAUGGGAAACAGGUUUCUCUGUAGCUACACCUGCCAUCAAUAAACUCAAGGAGUACAAGAAUAUUUAGCCACUUUGAAACCAUGAAAAAAACAAGGGAUCCAU
Molecule: messenger RNA, 8394 nt
Organism: Poecilia reticulata (guppy)
Lineage: Eukaryota; Metazoa; Chordata; Actinopteri; Cyprinodontiformes; Poeciliidae
Gene: c9h2orf68
Product: chromosome 9 C2orf68 homolog
Source: RefSeq, a predicted model, not a curated record